AUGCCCGCCGAGCCCGUGGAGUAUAACUUCAAGCAGGCCUUUGCAGCUGGGCCCGCGGACACGAUGCGCGCGCUGCGCUUCCACGGCCAGAGAGAUAUCCGGCUCGAUCAGGUUCCGGUCCCGGUGUGUGGGAGAGGGCAGGUCAAGAUCCGGCCUGCGUUUGUGGGGAUCUGUGGGACUGAUCUGCACGAGUACUUGGGAGGAGCGAGCUUGAUACCAUCGGCGCAUCCGCACCCGAUUACAGGCGAGAAGGUGCCGUUGACGAUCGGCCACGAGUUCAGCGGGACCGUGGUGGAAGUCGGCGAGGGAGUGACAAGCCAUCGCGUCGGCGAUCGCGUGUGCGUACAGCCCAUCAUCUUCGACGGGACAUGCGGUGCCUGUUUGGAAGGCUACAUCAACUGCUGCUAUAGCAACGGCUUCAUCGGGCUCAGCGGUUGCGGAGGCGGCCUAUCCGACUUCACAGUCUGUCCCGCCACCAGCGCCAUCCCCCUCCCGCCCACCAUCAGCCUCGAAGUCGGCGCUCUCAUCGAGCCCCUCGCCGUCGCCUGGCACGCCGUCAAGACCUCCCCCUUCCGCGCCGGCGAUGACGUCCUCGUGAUCGGCGGCGGCCCCAUCGGUCUCGCCGUCAUCCAGGUCCUGCGCUGCAAGGGUGCCGGCCAGAUCAUCGUCUCGGAGGUCUCGCCCCAGCGGAAGCGCUUCGCGGCCGCCUUCGGCGCCCACCACGUCCUGGACCCGACUGACGUCGACGUCGUGACCGAGGUCCGUAGGCUGUGCAGCGCCGGCCACGGCCACGGCCAGGGCCAGGGGGUGCACGUCGCCUUCGACGCCGCGGGCGUGCAGAGCGGCUUGCAGGCGGCCAUCGAGUCGCUCCGGGCGCGCGGCACGCUCGUCAACAUCGCCGUGUGGGAGAAGCCGACGCCGAUCUUCCCGAACGACUUUGUGUUUAAAGAGCGGAGGUAUAUGGGCGUCGCAACAUUUGUGGCGGGGGAGUUUGCGGAGGUGUUGGAUGCGAUUGUUGCUGGAACCAUCCAGCCCUCCAAGAUGAUCACAAAGACCGUCCCCCUAGCCGACGCCGUAACGGAGGGAUACGACAGCCUGAUCCACGAUAAGGAUAACCACGUCAAGAUCCUGGUCGAGGUACAUGGAGAGGUUGGCUAG
Drepanopeziza brunnea f. sp. 'multigermtubi' MB_m1 is the source of this 1158-nucleotide messenger RNA. RefSeq lists its product as uncharacterized. Gene Ontology annotation, molecular function: (R,R)-butanediol dehydrogenase activity; zinc ion binding. The record is from RefSeq and is a predicted model, not a curated record. Gene Ontology annotation, biological process: butanediol biosynthetic process. Lineage: Eukaryota; Fungi; Ascomycota; Leotiomycetes; Helotiales; Drepanopezizaceae. Gene Ontology annotation, cellular component: cytoplasm.